This is a messenger RNA of Colletotrichum truncatum, 261 nucleotides long. The record is from RefSeq and is a predicted model, not a curated record. NCBI's taxonomy places the organism in Eukaryota, Fungi, Ascomycota, Sordariomycetes, Glomerellales, Glomerellaceae.
AUGCCAAGCAGCAACGGGUAUACUUACAAGAGUUCUGGAACCAAUGGCCAGCGGCAGGGUAAUCACUAUUGCGCCCGCGACUAUGGAAGCAGUUCUUCAAAUCAGAACUCAUACCAUUAUUCCAACAUAAAUGGCUCGUAUUACUAUGCCAACCCAACCGGCAGCAAGUAUUAUAACAACGGCAAUGGCGGGUCGACAUUCGCUUCGGCCAGUGGGUACCGGACUUGCUCCGGAUACGGAAAGAAUGUUGGCAUGAAGUAA